Molecule: messenger RNA, 3026 nt
Organism: Protopterus annectens (West African lungfish)
Lineage: Eukaryota; Metazoa; Chordata; Ceratodontiformes; Protopteridae
Product: interferon-induced protein with tetratricopeptide repeats 5-like
Exons: 4
Coding region: 1-2274 (757 amino acids)
Biological process (GO): defense response to virus
Cellular component (GO): cytosol
Molecular function (GO): protein binding
Source: RefSeq, a predicted model, not a curated record
AUGGCUACUAAAUCGGAGUCUAUGGAUUCACAGACCACGAAGGCCAAAUUCUCAUCAGUUCACUCACCAGAAAAAGAUAACACUUCUAAAAGGCUGAGAACUUCCAAAAACUCUUCUGAACCAGCCAAAGUAAGUAGCAAAGAAUUAAAUGACUCAAACUUUUAUUUAGACGAGUUAAAGCUAGCAUUAAAGCCUAUACAAAGUGCCAUUCAGAACUUUACAGAAAAAUUUACUGACUUUGGUGAUACAUUAAAAAAAAUAAAUGACAGAAUGAGUAUUAUUGAAAACAAUAACUCAGCUAUGGAAAUAAAAAUUGAGACAUUGGAAAAUGAUUUAAAGUCUAAAGAUAAAACUAUCUCUGAAAUACAAUCUAAAUUAAUAGACUUGGAAGCCAGAAGUCAGGAACAACAUUAUCAUUCGGGUUUACCAGAAUCUUUUGAUAAGAAUAAUUUGCUAUCUGUGUCCAAGAGUAUAUUUGAGUCAUUACUAAACUGUGAAGCAUCUUCAAAAGACAUAACUGUUGAGAGAGCACACAGAGCUCUACGUGCCAGUCAAGAUGCUUCCUCACCAAGGAUCAUAUAUACAAAAUUGCUAAAUUUUCAAGAUGCUUUUCAAAUACUGCAAGCAGCCAAAACUAAAGGAACCUCGGCUAGAAAAACAAGCAUACUAUGUGUCUUAGCUGCAUUGCAGAAGACAAAUUAUUCACAGCCUUUUGCAAAUAAGUACUAUAGUAAAGAAGACCGUACAGUGACAGCACAAGGUAUAGCUAGUAGAUACUGCUUUGCAGAAAGGCUCAUCCAGACUCUGCUACACUUCGCUGUGAAGGAAAGCAAGAUGUCAAAAGAAUCCUUGAAGCAAGAGCUGCUACUACUAGAGUGCCAUUUCACAUGGGAUUUGAGAAGGGAAGAUAUUGAUAUUGAAGAUUUUGAAGAAAGAACCAAUGGGUCAAUUGAAUUUUAUAUACAGGAAAACAAAUGCUAUAGCUACAACCAGCUUGCAUAUGUAAAUUAUUUGAAUGACUACAAUAAGGAAGCACUUACUCACCUCCAGAAAGCCGAGGAGACAGCAAGAGCAGAUCAUCCGCAGGAUACAGAAAAGAGGCUUGUGGUUACAUAUGGGAACUUUGCAUGGAUUUACUACCAUAUGAAUGAAGUAGAACAAGCUGAAACUUAUCUUGAAAAGGUAAAAGCAAUUUGCAGAAAUUUAGGAUCUGCUUCUACUUAUACAGUUAAUAUUCCAGAAAUAUAUGGAGAAAAGGGGUUUACAAUGUUGAAAUUCAGUGGAGAACAUUAUGAGAAGGCAAAGGAGUGUUUUGAAAAAGCACUAGAGAAAGAACCUGAUAAUCCUGAGUUGAAUUCUGGAUAUGCUAUUGCUUUAUACCGCCUUACAGCACUUAAAAAUAAACACCAAGAUAAGGAGAACUGCAAACUUCUUAAACAGUUAAGACGGGCAUUAGAACUAAAUCCAGAAGAUAGUUCUGUCAUGGUAUACCUUGCUUUACAACUUCAAGAUUUUCAGAAAGAGGAGGAAGGCCUCCAAUACAUUGAAAAAGCACUGUCAACAUCAGCAGACAUUCCGCAAGUUAUUCGUUUAGUAGCUAAGUUUCUAAGAAAGCAGGGGUCUGUGGACAGAGCUUUAAUGCUGCUGAAAGAAGCACUUGAAAAAAUGCCUAACUCUGCACUUCUUCACGACCAAGUUGGUCUUUGCUAUAGAACAAAGUUAUAUAAAUUAAAGAACGAUCCAAACUCCCAGCAUAAAUCCUCUGCACAGAUUGUUGAAUUAACAAACCACUGCAUUAAUCACUUUGAAAAAGCUGUUGAGCUGAAACCCAAAUUUCACUUUGCACAAAUGAAUCUGGCAGGCAUGUAUGCAGAAAGAGGUGACUAUAGCAAAGCAGAUGAACUCUUUGAAAAGAUACAAAAGAUGAACAAUUUUAAAACUGAAGAUUGGCAACACUUCUACCUUGAGUAUGGAAAAUACUUCUUCUAUCACAAGAAGUCAGAAGAACAUGCAGCCUUCUACUUUAAGGAAGGCUAUAAAAUACAAAAUGAAUCCUAUAAAAGGGACUAUUGCUAUACAUAUCUGAAAAAGAUAGUUAAAAUAAGAACAUCUAGAAAUAAACAAGACAGUAUGGCAUUUGGGAUUCUUGGAUUCCUUUGUCAAGUAAAAGAAGAAAAGCCACAAGCAAUCGAAUACUAUAAAAAGGCCUUAAUGUAUGACCCUGGCAACGAGGACUAUCUGAGUGCUCUGUGUGAACUUCGCCUUUCAAUAUAGAAGCACUGCAUCUUUAUAAUCAGUGCUGCUAUUUUGUUAUGAUGGUGCAAAAUAUGUCUGCAGAAGAGUAACAAGGGUCAAAUGAUUUCACUCUGGUAAUUUAUGGUUAAAUCAAAGUAAUCAGAAAACUCUGACAGGAAAAAGGUUAACAUUUUGAAUAAUAAACAAGACUGUUGGCCAGUCUUAGCAAAUUCUACUUUUCAUUCCAAAACUGAAAUCUCACUUAAGCUUAUGUCUACAGUGAAUACAUGCAUAGACAAUAUAGAAACUAGAAAUAUAAUUGUAUACCUAUAAUAAACUCCACUUUGAAUUCCAUUGUUUAGCCAGAGUACACAUUAUAAAGGAAUCCAUAUUAAUUUUAGGUAAAAAUCAUUUAAUAAAACCUUAUGUAGUUAAAAAAAAAUAGUUAUGGAUACCAUGCUUUUCAGCUGCCAUGGAAUUAGAUUUCUGUAGUCAUAUCAUAAUCAUAGGGACAUUUACUAAUAAUCUAAUCCAUGUUUUGGAGCUGCUCUGUCCCAAAUUGGUAAAUCGCACAGUGUUGUAUGUAACCAUUAUAUCAUCAGAAUUGAAUUAGACAAUAUGAAGUAGCUGUACCAAAGCUUGCCUUUUACAAGUGAACAAAUGUACGUACUACAAACUGUACCUGAACAUCAAUUGGCAGGAAUAACUUUAUCAGAUAAGCUGCAUUAGUAUAUUAUAAUAAAUCACAGCAUACAUGCGCCUUUGAAAUAAAUGUAAUAAUAGUUCUUAAA